This is a messenger RNA of Talpa occidentalis (Iberian mole), 1018 nucleotides long. RefSeq names its product vomeronasal type-1 receptor 4-like. The coding region runs from base 26 to 1018 and encodes 330 amino acids. The transcript has a single exon. Gene Ontology annotation, molecular function: pheromone receptor activity. The record is from RefSeq and is a predicted model, not a curated record. Gene Ontology annotation, biological process: G protein-coupled receptor signaling pathway. Gene Ontology annotation, cellular component: membrane. NCBI's taxonomy places the organism in Eukaryota, Metazoa, Chordata, Mammalia, Eulipotyphla, Talpidae.
GGAUGGCAGAGAUCAUUGCGCAAGGAUGAGGAACGAGGAUCAGCCCUGCCAUGACGCCAGCAGAGACCACGCCCUCUUCAGCCCCCAUAAGGCCUUCUCCAAGUCCUUCCAGAACCACCACCAUCAAGCCGCGGGAGAACCGACAUUACAGAUCACUUUUCUUUUAUUGAUGGGGGUGGGGACCCCAGCCAACGUCCUCCUCUUCUUGCAAAACGUCUCCCCAAUCAUUUCAGGAUGCAGGCAGAAGCUCCCCAACACGAUUCUCUCCCACAUGGCCGUGGCCAACGUCUUGGUUCUUCUUCCCAUUGGGAUCUCAAACACAAUGGCAGCUUUCAUGCCCAGGCGGCCCCUGUCCUCUCUUGGGUGUAAGUUUUUAGGCUUUAUUCACAGGAUGGCCCGAAGCACCACGCUGUGCGCCACCUGCCUCCUGAGCACCUCUCAGCUCUUCACUCUCAGCCCCGGAAGAGUGGGGUGGACGGUGCUCCCGGAAGUGUUCCCCAAGGCCCUGGGUCCUUCCUGCAGCACCUGCUGGCUGCUCGGUGUCCUCAUCAAUGCCUACGUUCCUGUGAAAGUCACUGGUCCACGGAGCAUAGGCAAUGGCUCCGAGCCCCGGGGGUCCUGGUUCUGCUCGGGAUCAGGCUCCAGCGCUGCUGUUGUGGUCCUGUGGUUGGUGCCGGACGCCAUCUUCAUGGGUCUUAUGGGCUGGGCCAGCGUCUCCAUGGUCCUCCUUCUGCGCAGACACCAGCGGAGGGUGCAGCACCUGCACAAUCCCAGGGCCGGCCGGGGGUGCCCCCCAGAGACCAGAGCCACCCGCACCGUCUUGAUGCUCAUGGUCAUGUUUGUCAGCUUCUACCUGCUGAAUUCUAGCUUUGUUUUCUAUGUGACUAUCUUCUUAGACACCCCUCUGUUGCUGAUGCAGGUCUCUGAUGUCCUGGAGAUGUGUUUCCCCACUCUCUGCCCCUUCCUGAUGAUCCUCAGGGAAUUGAGAAUGCCUAUGUUUUGUCCUCGGAUUUUCUGA